This is a messenger RNA of Rhodofomes roseus, 1787 nucleotides long. RefSeq lists its product as uncharacterized. The record is from RefSeq and is a predicted model, not a curated record. The transcript has 9 exons. The coding region runs from base 396 to 1400 and encodes 334 amino acids. NCBI's taxonomy places the organism in Eukaryota, Fungi, Basidiomycota, Agaricomycetes, Polyporales, Fomitopsidaceae.
AGUGAGUCACUCGUCCCACGCCACCGGACGCGCCGCGGAAUGCUCACUGAAGGGCGUGAUACGCUGCGAUUAGAAUGGAACUUGAUAUUGGGUCUUCCCAUCCAUUCUAGAGCAUGAUAGCUACCUUCCAGUCGUUUCUCAGAUUCUUGUCCGAGUGGACUAUCUCUGACGGUGGAUAUCUCUGACAGCUCGUCGCUCCCUGGACAUUCCGAGGCGCUCAGUUGGUUCCAUGCGAACCACCAAUUGCAACAAACCACCAACAAACCACCAGACCGUGACUAUCAUCAUGUACCAGUGCAACACGCCAGCUCCGUGUGCGCUCGCAGGCUCGUUCCUAUAUAGGCGCUGUCAACAGUAGUACCGUAUACGACUUUUCAAGCUACAGCCCUUCCGCGAUGCCAGACAAGGUGACUCUCAUCUCCGCCAACUUGGUCACAGUGGGCAUCGAGAGCUUGUUUUACGGCAUUGUGCUGCUGCUCUCAUUGACCUUCUUCUAUCUCCAUCUGGAUCAUGUCUCUGAUUCAGUUUCAACUUCGUCUCGCGGUACAAGUCGGCUGUCACGUACCCUGACGCCGAUUUUCAUUGGGUCCAUCUAUAUAUGCGCAUGUUGCACGGCACACUGGGUCUUGACGAUGACGCGUCUGUUCCAGGCGUUUGUCAUAUUCGAGGGCGGACAGGCGCCGCUACUGUUUUAUACGGAUCUAUCUCAGUCAACGGAGGUUGCAAAAUCUGCUGCAAUUAUCGGCACUCUGAUUGGUGCGGACGUCAUGAUUUGUUACCGACUGUGGAUUGUCUGGGGCCGCAAUUGGUACGUCAUCAUAGUCCCGAUCUUCACGAUCCUCGGGCUCUGUGUGUCCGGCGUUGGUAUCAUCUACACUGCGUCACGGCUCGCAAGCGCGGAUACGAUUUUUGUCUCGGACGUCGCACACUGGGUCAAGGCGGAUUAUGCCACGACAUUCGUUACCAACAUCUAUAGCUCGGGCAUGCUUGCCUUCAAAGUCUGGAAGGCGAACAGAAGCACUGUCCGGCCGUAUAUCGGCGGUAACUUGAUGCGAGUCCUCAUCACCAUCGUCGAGAGUGCCGCAUUGUAUACAAUCUACGCUGUUGUCUUCUUCGCCGUGUACGAGGCGGACUCGAACCUGCAGUACACCUUCGUCGACACGCUCUGCCAAGUGGCCGGCAUCGCGUUCAUGAUGAUCAACGUCCGCGUCCGUCUCGGCUGGGCGGCGAAGGGGGUCGUCUCGCAGGCGUCCUCCGGCGUCCUCCGGUCACACCGCAACCCCAGGCAAUCCCACGUCAUGCGCGCCGUCGCCGUCGACGUAUCGACUGUGGUGCACAAGGACGACGAGCUGGGCCAGGGCAUCAAGUACGACAUGCCCUCACAAUAUCAAGCCGUUUAAUGGCGCGUGCAUGCUACAUCGACAAAGAAACCCACGUAGACUGAGUGACUUUAUAGUAACUACAUGACCAUACUUCUGACCGAGCCGAAGGCGUUGAGCCCACUGUUCCGCUACAUCCACGCUACAGGCCGCUUCGCGGCCACGUACGGCGAGCUCACGCUACGAGACAGCGAACGGAAAUGAUCGCCUACGGCGAUCGACUACUACGACGCACACACCACCUACUAUACCCUGUCUCAUACUGUACUAAUAUCCCCUAUCUCGACGGUGUUCGAGCAUACUCAGUGAUUCAUUAGUCGACCAACGGACUCUACACUACGUACAUCUUAUGUCUACAUAGGGCUACGCCCUCAGUGACAAUAAAGGGAACAAACAAACAAACAAACA